GCAAAGCCCAGCAUGGAGCUGAGGGUCACUGAGCCUUCAGGACCCCAGUUUGGCUUCACAUAAAUUAUUUUAAAGGUGAUUUUAGAAAACUCAAAAAAUAUGAACUACAAAAUGACGUUAGCAGGAGCAAAGUGAUGAAAUAAGACACCUGAGAGAGCGAGCAGGUGGCUGCAGGUAUGACAGGUGAAGCAGCUCUAAUCCUGCUAAGAGGAUCAGUCUGCACACACACAGAGUGUAAGCUGGCUUUGCGUGCUGAGGAUCAGCGUCGUGGGUCUGAUGAGUGGAACUGAGGCAUAAUGGGAGCAGGCGCCGACUCGAUGGGGACGAACCCCCCAAAACACCCUGACCUCUGAACCCGAGACACACAGCGAGCACGGUGUCAUGGAUGCCGUAGAUCCAUCUCCUCUGCGACGUUUCGUCAUUGCGAAACAUUCGAUCACCUCCAUCUUUGACCAGCUGCUGGACUUUGUGAAGGAUGGCUGCGCCUUUGUGGAUGAGGCGUGGCGCAGCGAGGACCUGGGUCAGGUGGCCAUGGAGGAGCAGAGUUUGGAGAUGCAGAGCUGUGCCAUCAAGCUGACGACCAUCAGAGACGUCCUGCUCAGGAGACACAUGAAGGUGGCGUUUUUUGGCAGGACGAGUAACGGGAAGAGCACAGUGAUCAACGCCAUGCUGAGAGACCGAGUGCUGCCCAGCGGCAUCGGUCACACCACCAACUGUUUCCUGAGCGUCGAAGGGACCGACGAAGACGAGGCUUACCUCAUUACCGAGGCGUCCACCGAGAGGAGGAGCGUGACUACUGUGAACCAGCUGGCUCAUGCUCUCCACAUGGAUCCCACUCUGGACUCGGGUACACUGGUCAAAGUCUUCUGGCCUAAAAGUCGCUGCGCUCUGCUGAGAGACGACUUGGUGCUCAUGGACAGCCCUGGGACCGAUGUCACCCUGGAGUUGGACAGCUGGAUCGAUAAGUUCUGUGUGGACGCAGACGUCUUUGUUCUGGUGGGAAAUGCAGAGUCCACUCUGAUGAACACGGAAAAACUUUUCUUUCACAAAAAACACACCGCUCCCCCUGCUGUCCAGGUGAGGAACCAGCACCUGGACCGCUGCGUGGGGUUCCUCGCUGACGAGCUGAAGGUGGUCGGCCUGGAUGACGCCGCGGGGCGGAUCUUCUUCGUCUCAGCUAAAGAGGUUCUGAGCGCCAGGAUGCAGCGAGCACAGGGCAUGCCUGAGACAGGGGGCGCUCUGGCUGAGGGUUUCCACGAGAGGCUGAGAGAGUUCCAGAGGUUUGAGAGGACGUUUGAGGAGUUCAUCUCUCAGUCUGCAGUGAAGACCAAGUUUGAGCAGCACACGGUGAGAGCGUGGCAGAUCACAGAGGCCAUCAAAGGUGUGAUGGACGCCAUCAACAUCGCCUCUGCCGACAGGAAGAUCUGCUGCCUGGAGGAGCGAGAGGACGUGAGAGACCGGCUGGACUUUGUUCGAGGGCAGAUUAACCGUCUGAGCGCCAGCGUCAAAGAGAGGAUCAGGACUCUGAGCGAUGAUGUCACAGCCAAGGUGUCCUCGGCGCUGACGGAUCAGAUCCGCUCACUUCCUGUUCUGGUGGACGAGUUCAGAGCCGACUUCAGCCCCACGCAGGAAACUCUGCUGCUCUACAAAACUAAGCUGCUGCAGCACGUGGAGGAGCGGCUCAUUGGUGGUUUGGACCACCGCUGCUCUGUCGGCGUCCUCAGAGACAUCAGAGACGCCCAAAGUCACAUGAUCGACGCUGUCCGUCCUCUGCUGUCUCCGGCUCUGCAGGAGCAGCUCUCCACUCCCUCCGCCUCGUUCGAGCUAACCUACGACCUCGGCCUCGCCGCCCUCUGUGCAGACUUUCAGGAGAACAUCGACUUCCAGUUUUCUCUGGGCUGGACCGCCCUCGUCACCCGCUUCAUCGGUGCCGCAAACGCCAAACGAGCGCUGAGUGGCGCCGACCGCGCGCAAAAGGAACGCUCCACCUUUAGGGAUGAAAUGGUGGUUUCCAUAGCAACGGGUCUGGUCUCUGUCACAUCCAGGGCGUCCAUGACGGUGCUGGUGAUCGGCGGAGUGGUGUGGCGUUCAGUGGGCUGGCGUCUCAUCGCCCUCUCUGUCUCUCUGUAUGGUCUCCUCUACCUGUACGAGAAACUCACCUGGACUGAUGCCAGCAGGGAGCGCGCUCUGAAGCAGCAGUUUGUCGAGCACGCCGCUCAGCGCCUGAGAGCCAUCGUCCCCGUCGCCAGCAGCGCCUGCAGCCAUCAGGUGUGCAAGGAGCUGUCGUCCACCUUCAGUCGCCUGACUCAGAGGGUGGAGCUGAGUGACGCUGAGCUGGAGGGAAACAUCCGUCAGCUGAGCUUCAGGAUCCAGAGACUGGAGAACAUCCAGAGGCGUUCCAAGGCCUUCAGGAACAGAGCCACCGAGCUGGAGACUCAGCUGGAGGUCUUUUCGGUUCAGUACCUGCAGGAAAACUAAAGAAGAAGAACUGCUGCUGUGGUGAAGCUCCUGGCCAAUCAGAAGCUGGUGGAGAGUCCUGAGGUAUUGCUCGUCGCCCAGCGUUAACACCGACAGUCGCAUAAAUCCCAGACAGCUCCCUGCUCAGGUGACCUUCGUCACCAACCAACACAAACCAAUAGAGGACAGCUUACCACUGAGGGCUGAACAGGAAGCAGCAGGAGACCCUGAGUCGACGCUUUUGCUUUAGAAUCAAGGGUCAAAGUUCGUCUGUAGGCUCGUACAGUCUGGCCUUCAUGAGCAGCUGAUGAGCUCCUGAAUCUUUGGCUCCACCUUCAGGCCGUUUGGGUCUCCUGAGGUGGUGAGUGGAUGCUCCGCCUUCGCCGCGACCACAAACAGCUGAACCUCAGCAGCUUAUCUCACACCAGCUUCUAAUAUCUCAUCAUGUGACUGUGAUUAGACGUAUUGAUCAGUGAUAGAAUCCAUAAAUCUGUGCAUUAUUGCUCCGACGUGUGAUGUGUUACAGAGCUCCACCUGGCAGGAAGUCAACCUUCUAGUGAAAAAUCAAGAAAAUAAAAGCAUUGAAUGUU
This is a messenger RNA of Haplochromis burtoni (Burton's mouthbrooder), 3047 nucleotides long. It is a transcript of the gene mfn1a, whose product is annotated as mitofusin 1a. The record is from RefSeq and is a predicted model, not a curated record. Gene Ontology annotation, biological process: mitochondrial fusion; mitochondrion localization. Gene Ontology annotation, cellular component: mitochondrial outer membrane. Gene Ontology annotation, molecular function: GTPase activity; GTP binding. NCBI's taxonomy places the organism in Eukaryota, Metazoa, Chordata, Actinopteri, Cichliformes, Cichlidae. The coding region runs from base 382 to 2478 and encodes 698 amino acids. The transcript has 18 exons.